This is a messenger RNA of Nomia melanderi (Alkali bee), 5219 nucleotides long. The record is from RefSeq and is a predicted model, not a curated record. NCBI's taxonomy places the organism in Eukaryota, Metazoa, Arthropoda, Insecta, Hymenoptera, Halictidae.
AGGCAUAACGAAGCUAUCGAAGUUUCAUCCGUCAGAAAAUUUUUAUUUCGCACCGCUAUGACUUCAUUAUCUCCUACCAAUAAGAAGUACACGAUUUGUUCGCCAGAGCGCUUCGUUCACUUUCAUCCGGUCGCAGACGGUUGCCUCCUUUCGCCUGUUAAUCAUUUGCCGCUUCAACAAUCACUAACAAUCACUCCUCGAUUUCUAAUUGCACCGUGUAACCAUCUUAUUCAUGAUCAGUCAUGUUCAACAUUCCUCGCGGAACAAUCAAGUAACCGGGCAUUGCGAGACGAUAACCUACCUUCGCGUUAUGAUCCAUUAAUUCCGAAGUUCAAAUUAGGGACGUUGAUAAUUGAACAAGGAGGCUCAACGAGCUCGGAAAAACGGCGAUGCCGUGGAUCAUUUAAUUGACUGUUCCGACUUCGUUUCUCUCAGUGAACGACUGACAUAAACAGGAACCGAACCUUCCCGGAGGAUUUUGCAAGCGAUUUUUUCGAGAUGAAUAUCGUGUGAAAGUAACCAGGCAAGAUGGCUGAUUGAUAUCCACAAGGCCAUUCACGAGGUGCACGACAGAGAGGUUGAACGCGUGUUAGCCUGGAGGAACGUAUGGAACCACAUUCGACGAAAAUUUCGUUACGGGAGACACGUAAAAAUAGAUCCUGAAAAAUCGAACGGACAGAAACCGGUUACUCCGAAGUGAAUUAAGAAGGAAAACGAUCGAAUCUCCUGAGCAAGAGAUGCAAGUUUCUUUUACAUCUAGGCCAAGAGUCACUAUAACCGCAGAAGAUCACAAUCUGGAUAGAAAGCCAGACCGUAAACAUUAUAUCGCAGCCCAUUUUAUUUAGUAAAUAGAUUAAUCGACCCUGUGUCCAGAUGCUGGCAACGAAAGCGACUGAUAUUUGUGUGGUGUACACAUGAUAAGACGGUUCCAUAUACGUUUAUAUUGGCCGUAAUACGAUUCUGAGUUCAGUCGAAUGCUAAACCUUUCACGAGAACUUCCUGAAGCGUUGGUGGACAAAGUGUACACGUGUAAACAAGAAUAAAUAUUAGUGAAAAUUUCAUUGAAAAGAAAACAUUCCAAUACUGUGCAAUUAAAAUGACAUUUGUGUUUCACGGAACAGUUAUAUUUCUAUUAUUAUUAUAACACAGAAUACGUUCGAACGUUUGGAAUUGCUUACCAAAUCAAUCUUCGGAAUUAUCUCACGAAAUUCGUGCAACAAUAACCGUUCACAUCAGCACAAAAACCAAACAAGAAAUAAAUACGACGAAGAUUUGAACUCGCCAGAAAAUUUUAUAGAAAAUAAAUCCAACUCAUGGUCAAUAUGCGAAUGACCACCGUUUACUGUACCAACGUUAGUGAGUGAUCUAGUUUCGUGAACAUCAAGAUAAACCAAUUCACAUGUUUGUGCAACAAAGUUACUUCUACCUUAACUAUUAAUUCGUUUCAUUCUAUCAACCUUUCCCGUCACCCAGUAGAUUAAAAAAUAUACAACUAUAAAUUGAAUUUGGACGAUCAUUAAAAUUCAAUAAAGCCCUUAUUCAAUUUAAAUCUAACCUCAAGCAAUCUUUUCAUUAGUCUCAGUCCCCGACCUUCCACUUAUUAUUAACAAUGGCGAGCGUGGACAGAAACCUCGAAGAGCUGAUGUCCCACCUAGGCGACUUCGGCAAGUACCAAUGCUGGCAAUUCUCCUUGCACGUGAUCGGUGCCCUUACAGCUGGUCUUCACAUGCUAACACUACUAACAGUAGCAGCCGUACCUCCUUACAAAUGCAACGUCCCAGAACCCUUUAAUCAUUUAAACGUUUCAUCCGCCUGGAACUCAUCAUUGCUAAUCGAUGGCCUGCCUCGAGCCGUGGACGCUUGCCACUACCUUGACGUCAACAAUACCAUACAAAAAUGCGACUCCUGGACCUACGACACUCAGUACUUCCAAUCGUCCCGCGGAAUGGAAUGGAACUUUGUUUGCUCCCAGCGCUGGAUGGGCUCAUUAGCUCAAUCAAUGUACAUGUUCGGUGUUUUUAUCGGUGCGGUCACGCUGGGUAGCAUGGCAGACAAAUACGGCCGCAAGAUUAUUUUCUACGUGUCCUCGGUAGCUCAACUGAUCCUCGGAGUGACUGUAGCUUUAGUGAACCAAUAUUACGUUUUCUUGUGUCUGAGAUUCCUCUAUGGAAUCUUUGGAUCAGCUGGCGCCUACAUCACAGGAUUCGUCUUAACCAUGGAGCUGGUUGGUCCCUCCAAGAGGACAGUCUGCGGAGUGAUGUUCCAGUUAGCCUUUGCAGUCGGAUUCAUGCUGGUAGCUAUCUGGGGAGCUGUGAUCAAGGACAGAAUGUGGCUGCAGAUCACCUAUGGGUUACACAGUAGCCUACUAAUCGGCCACUGGUGGCUUAUGGAUGAGUCGCCUAGGUGGCUUUGGGCCCAAGGCAGAGUCAGCGAAGCUCUGGUGAUAGUUCGUAAAGGUUUAAAGAUGAACGGUAACAAUGUAGAUAUCGACGCAGCUAAGCUAAUCAGCGAAGCCAAGGUCCAGCAUGUCAGGCAAGAAGACAGGUCCUAUGGAGCUCUGGACCUCUUCAAAACUCCUAACUUAAGAAAGAAGAUGUUGAACGUCUGUUUGAAUUGGUUUGCUAACUCACUUGUCUAUUAUGGGCUAUCGUUAAAUGCUGGCAAUUUGGUUGGCAAUCCUUUCCUAAUGUUAUUCCUGAGUGGGCUCGUCGAACUGCCAUCUUAUAUUCUAAUGUGCUGCUUGAUGGACAGGACUGGAAGGCGGUGUGUGGUCAGCACUUUCAUGCUGAUAGGCGGAGUCUGUUGCAUCAUAGCUUCCAGUGUGCCCACGGGGAGUAGCGUGGCUGCUUCCGCGGUUGUAGCCAUUGUUUUGUUUGGAAAGGCCUGUAUAGCUGGUUCCUUCGCUGUCAUUUAUAAUUACACCGCUGAGCUGUUCCCUACCGUGGUCAGGAACACUGCUUUGGGUAUCGGAUCCAUGUGUGCUAGGCUCAGCGGAGCUUUGACCCCGAUGAUCAUGCUGUUGGACUCGUUCAACCCCAAAGUUCCGGCAGUUUUGUUCGGAUUCGUGGCUCUUGUGUCUGGGUUCUUAGCACUCUAUCUGCCGGAGACUGUCAACCAGCCGAUGCCCGAAAGCAUCGAAGACGGAGAGAAUUUUGGACUCGGAGAUACCUGUUUCACGACUUGCCUGGGAUCAAAGAGGAAGACCAGUGCCAGUUAUGAGGUAACGAUGAAUCAGCUGGGAGAGAGAGACGAAAAGGAGAAACUAAACCAGGUUGAGGCUACGAAGUGAAUUCACAAGGAGUACUACACAUUUCGUGACGCAGUGAAUUGUGAAAGUGACGAUGAACCCUGAGAGACACCGUGAUGGUUCUAAUUGAAUAGCAUUGUCGAUGUAUGGCUGUGGGUAUAUUGAAAUACUGUUUCGAUUUUGUUGUGUAAUUUAUAGCGUUUAAAUUAAUUUUGUGAAUUAAUCGAAUCGAAUUAUUAAAUUAUUAGUUUGCCAGUCGAUAAUGAAUGAACGAAAUAUUGAUGGUACUGUGUUGUAAUUAAUGAUACGUGCAUGAAUACGUUUGGUUCAAUCGAUAUGUUGUAAAUUAUGAAUCUGUCUGUCAAAUAUUACUGACAGAAAUUUACCUUUUAAUUAAUAGAAGUUAGCAAAUUAUAAAUACAUAAAGUAAUGUGUUUAAGGUGACUAUAGUAUUUAAUGCUUAAAAAUUAAUUUUAUUGAAUAAAGCGAAUUGUAAAAAUUCCAUUUAUUAAUCUUGAUAGAUAUAAAUGGAAGAACUUGAAAAUUGAAUAUACAAUUCAAUAUACAAUUCAAGUAUUUAAAUAAUUAUUUUUUAUUUACUAAUCAUUGCACAGAUUAAAUAAAUUUCAAAAACUGAUAAAUGUAUAAAAUAAUAACAGUUUUAUAAUCUCAUUCUAUACGAACUUAUUCAGAAAUAAUUACUGUAUACAUAAAUUGAAAUUAUUGAAGUAUGUCAUCAUUAUUAUUAAAAAAGUUUAGUUUUAUUGAUUUUUAAAAGAUUAAAUUUCUGGUUUCACGAAAUACAUUACUUCUGUAAUACAAAAUAUGAAUGCAACAAUACUGAAACCAGAUGAAAAAUAUCAAAACUUUUAGUCACUGAAUUGUAAUAUUUUAAAAUGAUAAAUGGAUGCCUAAGAGCAUUCAAUUUUGCAUAACAUUAACGAUUAUAAUCCUUCAAUGGUUGUCACCAAACAUAGCAACAUAAUUCAUUUGAAAUCAUUGUAUCCGAUAGCAAGCUACAUUUGUUGCAGCAUUAUUUUGUAACAUUAGUACGUAAGUAUAAUAGUAUACCAUUACGAAAGCGUACUUGUAGUACGAGUGUCGACUGCGAUCGUAACAUGACUAUUGAGACACAAGUAGUAUUGUUUACGGAUAAUUUAUGCAUGACUGUAACCGCGCAUGCUAAAUUGGUAAACGCUAUCGAUACGUUAGGUGAAUGUAAAACAUGGUUUAGAAAAUGAGAAUUUACGAGAUAUGAUAAAUGAAAAUAUAUUUGUAAUAAAAUAUAUUUUUGUACUAUUCUAUAACAUGGUAAAUUAAAUUAAAUAUGUCGUAAUUUAACUUAGUUUUAUAAUAAUAGAUAAACUCAAUUUAUUGGCACGAUACGAAAGUUUACAUACACUGUUCACUGUUAACAUUUUUCAAUUGCAUAUACCUACUAUUUUCAUUAUUAAGUAGCUAUUUUGUAAUAUAUUAAGAGAUAAUCAAACAAUAUUUAUAUUGACAACUCUGCAGUAAUCAAAUACUUUUAAAAUAUACUGCAUACGUAUUAUCUGUACAGUCAAACGUCCUUCAGAUUUAAUUUUAUUGCUGAAACUUAUUUAACACAUACAUAAACAUAUUAAAAUUGUCAAUUCAAGUUUUCUAAUACGCAUUUUGCCAGAAGCGUCUCAACAUGCCGAUGACUCAUCACUUAACAUGUGUGUGUACAUAAUUAGGAAACUAUGCAUACAACUGUUUAAAUAAAGAGCGCACAAUUAAGCAGACGGUAUAUAUACAUAAUUUUUAUCAAUAUUAUUGAACGUAGGAAGACUUUUAUUUUAUAAUCAAUGAUAUAAUUGAUUUAAGAUGAAUAAAGGGUAUGUUAACAUAGACUAAACAUUAAUCUCAUAAUAUUUCAGUUGAGUAAUAUUAUUUUAUGUUGUGAAAAUGUUUUGGUUGUUGAAUAUACAAUAUAAACGAUAUAUAGUGA